UCGAAUUCGCUCUUCUAUAAAUAAAAAUAAUUUCAAUAAAGUAAUAAUAGUUAAAUGAAUAAUAACUAGGUACAAAUAUUUAAAGCAAUAUUUUUAAUACGAGUUAUUUAAGCUCAAAGAAUUCUAAAAUUAACAUUUCCAACUUAAUCUACAUAUAUAUGAUAAUCAAGGUGGCGCUUUAAUAAUGUGGAAAAAUAGCACUUAUGAAAGAAGUACUAAAAGGAUAUUACCACCAACGUUGAAAAAAAUAUCAGAAAAUGAUUAUUUCUCUCUCUCCCGAGUAUCCCAUGGUAUACAUUUUGGUAUUUUGAAAACUUAUUGAAUUCUCUUGGUAUUUUUUGUCUGCCGAGGUUAGGUCUUAAAUGUUAAAUUAAAAACUUCAAAUAUGAAAAUAAUUUUCAUUUUUUCGUACGGAUGAAUAUUAAGUUUAUACAUAUCUCAAAAUUAUAAAGCUUGCUCGAACAGUCAUUGAAAUGUGAAUAAAGUACUUAUCCCGGAAACACCCCUAAUAUAGCUGUUCUAUGUUCAUAAUUAUUAGUGUAUAUGAUUCGUAAAUAUUAUUGUAUUACCACAAAGACUUAUUUUUACUUAAACAAAUAAUAAUAUGUGCGUAAGUAGGCAGUUGACCGUAACUACGUUGUACUACCGUCCACAAAAAUGUUUUACAUUUCAUACGCGAACUUCAAAUAGAGUGGACUUAUAACUUAAUUCCUUACUUACAUAAAUACAUACAAAUAUAUGUAUGAAUACCGUUAAUCAUGCCGGUUUUAAACAUUGUCCGCGUAUUACGAUUCUACACAAUAGUGCUGCGUCGUCUGGGAAUAAUGCCAAUUGGCUAUUGCUCGAAGGAAAAGAAAUAUGUACUCCAGACUGGUUGGAGCUUUCAAUUAACACACUGGACCUUGCAAUUUAUAUAUCUGCUAUCGAUGACAAUUUUGGCUAUGAGAAGAGAGGCGUUUUUCAUUGUGGAAUACACUUCUAUUGAAAACAACUACUGGAAUGUACUCGUUUUCGGUGCUUUGUUAGUGCAGUUCUUGAUUUAUGCUUGGAUGUUGAUGUUUCGUCACUUUCACUUCGACAUUAUACAACAUUGCAUUCAUUUAACGGAAGAAUUGUCCUGCAUUACCCCACGCAAGGUCGGCGUUUAUCAGCUAAUUAUGAUGGUGGCCGUUAUGGGAGCAAGUACGCUCAACACUUGCUUCAUGUGGAAUAGACUGUCGGUACCGAAUUCGUUUAGUGAAACAUGCUUCCAUAUACCGUGGCUAAUAUUUCAAAUGUACUACUUCAUAUUGUCGUUCAUAUUAUCGUUUUACAUUUGCAUCGUUCAAAUAAUAGCUGGACACUUGAUUACGGUUAACACUUUUAUCGCAGGGAUCACGCUACGGCGGUCAACGCGCAUUACCGAUAUAUAUUUGGACAAUAUCCAAAAUUUUUUAACUAUCUAUGACAACCUACUGUUGCUCUGUACCGAGAAUAUCAGUAAAAGUUACGGCGUCAUUUUUGUGCUCAUCACCUUUAUUUCGACGCUUGAUAUAACUUUCAUUGUGUACACGAUGUAUACUGGGCCUUUGGAAGGAUAUUUGCAGAUAAUUGAUUCCACAGCGCGAUCGGUAUCCUUUGCAUUGCCAUCGGUCAUAUUCUUAUGUAUGAUGCUGCUCGGCAGUGACAUUCAGGCUCAGGUGAGUUAAUGAACUGAGAAGCAACACCUGAUAAUUAAUUUUAACACAACAUAACCAAUAACCACACAACUUUUGCAAACAACAAUUUGACGACGUCCUUGUGUAAGGGUGAAGUCUAUGCAAAAUUUUAAUUUCGAAGUUAUAGCUAAUAUAAUGGAGCGGGCCAGUGUGCGUAUUGUAAUGUAUUAAAACUUUAAACGCAAUUAUCUCGAAACAGUGUUUUUAAAAACUACUCGUGUUGUAACUAAAAAAAUAUUGACUGAUUUAUCUGAAAUUUGGUGUGGCAUUUCUCUACAUUACAAUCGGAAGGAUAAACCUAAAAGAUAUUUUGCAUUGGGGUCAAAAAUGUAAAACAAUAGCUCUAAAUUCCGUAUUUUUCAGUCUUAUUUUAUAUUGAUUUUUAUACUUUUCUUUUAAAUUUAUAGGUUUAUCCUUUCUGUUAAUAUGUCCUAAAAAGCAAAUACUUCAUUGUUUCAAUACUUUCCGAUCAAUGGUUAAACAGUUUGGGCCCUCAAGUCGAAAGCAGCAGACAAAAAAUUAUCUUUUGAAAGAAAAAAAUAAUAAUUUUGACUCUAGAAAGAUACUAUAAAAUUGUGUUAAAGUCUAAAAACUAUUAUUUGACCACCUCCAAAAUUAGUUUAAAAUAAUUACCGAUUCGUUUGCUUUUACAUGAACUUCCCACCUUAAUGCUCAAAUAUUGCCAUCUGUGGCAUAACCGCACUAAAUCUAAAUUGUGUAAACAGAUAUUUUUGAUUAUUUAUAUGAGAUUGCAAUAGAAAUGUGGUCAUCAAUUAACUUAAUUAGCUGAUUACAACUUAUACGUUUGGCCUGUUGCACGUCUAGUUUAACGUAAUUUUAGUUACAAUCGGAAUGGCGUCAUUAAAGUAUUGGCAUAUUUACUUGUUACUGUUGCGUUUGGUAGGCAUAUGUCCUGCCAGUUUUUCGCGGAAAAAUAAGAAGUUCAUCUCAACCGCACGCGAUCUAUUAGUCGCGUUGGUCAUAACUGCUCUUACGUUGAUUACGACGGAGUGUCUUUUGCUGAUUAGCAUACAUUUUGCAUUCGGUCAUGAUUUGAAUAUGUACACUGACUUCAAAACGGGGAACACACUCUUCUUCAUAGAAAUUAUUGCAGCCACAGUUCUACAACUAUUUCAAAGUAUUUACAUUUUUAUGUUAAGGAACACUGGAAUCGAAAUGUUAAAUGUGAUUUAUAAACACAUUUGUGUUUACACUGAGAAUUCUUCAGCUUGUGAUUUCCGCUUGAAUCGCUGUAUUCGGUGGACCUUGGUUGCUCAUCUACUAACUCUAGCAGUGCACGAGGUUAAUCUGCUAAGUUCUAUUUGGGCGCAUAAUCUGCCACUUCGGCUGACGUUUUGUCUUUCAUUUGUUUUGACAAUCCGUCCAACGUUUUGCUUCAUAGUGUUGUCCACGUACAUCUACAUCGUGUAUGUGCUGUGUCAUAUAUUGGCCUUCUACAAUAACAGACUGCUGACAAUGGAAACUCAUCUAAUAAAAUCGAAACUUGUGCUGCGACAAAAAUUAUGUAAACUUUUAAUAUUGCGUACCGAAUUGAUUUCGCUUUCUUGUAAAAAUAUAAGUCAAGUGUAUGGUGUGGCUGUGCUGUUGGAGACCUGCUAUAUUCUCUCGAUAUUGCCCUCAUUUCCCGCAUUUGUGUUAAAAAUGUUCAGUUGGAAUAUGCCGUUCAACAUUAAGUUUCUGGGACACUCUGUCAGAGCUCUGUUUUGGGUGCUGCCACCGCUGCUCAUUCUAAUACAAGCAAUGGCGAUAAACACAAUCAACGCUGAGGUAAAAAUAUUAUAUUAAUUUCGGAUUAAGAUUUAAAACUUUUGAAUCGAGGGUUAAGUGGUAGGGCAGAACUAUUGUUAAUCUCUCGACAUGAGGCAAGUUUUGUUUACUCAAAAUUCAAAUGAGCAAUUUGGACAGAUAAAUAAUCUGUAAGCACAAAAACAGCUGGCGAUAAAGGAGGUGCUUAGUUCGAGUGUAGCCGAACACUUCAAACUCUCGCGAUUUAUGUAUAUAAUUAUAUUAUGACAAAACACAAUUUGAUCCACAUAUUCGGCAUAAAGUCCACCAGGAUAGCGAAAAUCAUUAUUUGUAGUAUAUGGAAGCAGGUGUAAUUCCUAGGCAGUUUUCACUAUUUUUUGUCAUCAAGCUACAUCAAAUCCAAGAUAAUACGUCCACUUAAUUUUUGAUAUCCCACAUAUUAACCGAUAUAUACGAUAUAUACGAUAUCGUCCCCUCAAUAUAACAAUAGCGUAUGUGCUCAUACGCCAUUAUUUUUUUAUUGCAUAUUCAGAAUCUCAAUCAUUGAUUCUAUGUCUGCUCAAAAUUUCGUCAAAUUCUACUUCCACAAAGUGGGUCAAAAUGUCAUUGGAAAAAAUGGUGUAUAAUUUCAUGUUCAUGUUUUUUGUUCAUGCUUUCUGAUUUGAAAAAAAAACUUUAAACUCGAUUUUCUCAAAACCCAGAAAAAAAUUAUACGCUAUUGUUAUAUUGAGGGGACGAUAUAUAGUCAACCGGAAGUUUGAAAAUCCGUAUUUGAAGUAUAUGGGGGCUCGAGAAAGUAUUGACCUGGUAUUGGUUGAGCAGUUUGAGACUUCCCAUUUUCCAUUUUGUAAAAAAAUCUCAGUGCAGCUUUCUUCUGCCAUUUUUUAUGUAAAAUUUUGUGUUUCUGACGUUUCUCGAUAGUGAGUUAACGCAUGUUUAGUCAUUUUCAACCUAACCUUUGUAUGGGAGGUGGGCGUGAUUAUUAUGCGAUUUCUUUCAUUUUUGGACUGUAUAAGGAAACGGCUAAAAGAAACGACUGCAGAAAGUUUGGUUUAUAUAGCUUUAUUGGUUUGCAAGAUAUAUACAAAAAACCUAUUUGGGGGCGGGGUCACGCCCACAUUUCCAAAAAAAAUUACAUUCAAAUGUACCCCUCCCUAAUGCGAUCCUAUGUUCCAAAUUUUAUUUUCAUAACUUUAUUUAUGGCUUAGUUAUAGCUCUUUAUGCGUUUUUGGUUAUCGCCAUUCUGUGGGCGUGGCAGUGGUCCGAUUCCGCCCAUCGAACUUAACCUUCUUAUGGUGCCAAGGAACACGUGUUCCAAGUUUCAUUAAGAUAUCUCAAUUUUUACUCAAGUUACAGCUUGUACGGACGGACAGACAGACAUCCGGAUUUGAACUUUACUCGUCACCCUGAUCACUUUGGUAUAUAUAACUCUAUAUCUAACUCGUUGAGUUUUAGGACUUACAAACAACCGUUAUGUGGACAAAACUAUAAUACUCUCUUAGCAAAUUUUGUUGCGAGAGUAUAAAAAGAAAACAAUACUUUUGUACUAUAGAAAGAUUUAAUAAAAUAUUGCUUAAGUGUAGAAACAGGAUAGACCGAUUUUUUGGUUUUUACAUGAACUUCCCACCUUAAUGCUCUAAUAUUGACCGUCAUCUAUGGCAUAACCGCUCUAGAUAUAAAUUGUGUAAACAGAUAUUUUUGAUUAUUUAUAUUUAAUUGCAACCGAAAUGUGGGAAUCACUUAACUUAAUUAGCUGAUUACAGCUUAUACGUUUGGACUGUUGCACGUUUAGUUUCACGUAACUUUAGUUACUUUCGGAAUGGCGUCAUUAAAGUAUUGGCAUAUUUACUUGUUACUGUUGCGUUUGGUAGGCAUAUGUCCUGCCAGUUUUUCGCGGAAAAAUAAGAAGUUCAUCUCAACCGCACGCGAUCUAUUUGUCGCGGUAGGCAUAACUGCUCUAACACUGAUUAUGACAGAAUAUCUGUUGCUUAUUAGCAUAUAUUUUGCAUUCGGUCAUGGUUUAAAUAUGUACACUGACUUCAAAACGGGGAACACACUUCUCAUCGUAAAAUUUUUUGUAGCCACAGUUCUACAACUAUUUCAAAGUAUUUACAUUUUUAUGUUAAGGAACACUGGAAUCGAAAUGUUAAAUGUGAUUUAUAAACACAUCUGUGUUUACACUGAGAAUUCUUCAGCUUGUGAUUUCCGCAUGAAUCGCUGUAUUCGGUGGACCUUGGUUGCUCAUCUACUAACUCUAGCAGUGCACGAGGUUAAUCUGCUAAGUUCUAUUUGGGCGCAUAAUCUGCCACUUCGGCUGACGUUUUGUCUUUCAUUUGUUUUGACAAUCCGUCCAACGUUUUGCUUCAUAGUGUUGUCCACGUACAUCUACAUCGUGUAUGUGCUGUGUCAUAUAUUGGCCUUCUACAAUAACAGACUGCUGACAAUGGAAACUCAUCUAAUAAAAUCGAAACUUGUGCUGCGACAAAAAUUAUGUAAACUUUUAAUAUUGCGUACCGAAUUGAUUUCGCUUUCUUGUAAAAAUAUAAGUCAAGUGUAUGGUGUGGCUGUGCUGUUGGAGACCUGCUAUAUUCUCUCGAUAUUGCCCUUAUUUCCCGCAUUUGUGAUGAAAUGGUGGAAUUGGAAUAUGCCGUUUAACAUUAAGUUUCUGGGGCACUCUGUGAGAGCUCUGUUUUGGGUGCUGCCACCGGUACUGAUUCUAAUACAAGCAAUGACGAUAAACACAAUCAACGCUGAGGUAAAAAUAUAAUAUUUCUUACGGAUUAAGCUUUGAAAUCUUUGGAUCGAGGGUUAAGUAGUAAAGCAGGAUUAGUGUGAUUCUAAAUAUAUUUAUAUGAAAAUUACAAAUGAAAAUUGGACAGAUAAAUAAUCUGUAAGCAUAAAAACACCUUUCGAAAAUUAGAAAUUAAUAUAAAUAAUAAGUACUUAAGCGCCCAGCAAGGUAUUCUGACGAAAGGUAUUACUAACCAAGGCACAUUAGUUCAUCGACAUUAAUUGAGAUACUAGUGAGCCAUCGUAUCUAUAGUUCCAUCCGAAAAAUCAAAAUGAUUUCGGAAAAAAUGUUAAAGAGGAAAUAUAUUGCAUAAUAUGUGUGUGGAAUUAAGUACAAACUACGUUAAUCAUCAGAAUUUGUUUGUAUUCUGAUUUUAAGCUUUUUUCGAUAAAUUUAAGACGUUUUCGUUAUUUUUUAGUGCCUUUGUAUAUACAUAUGUAAGCUCAAUUAUAUGAAAUACAUUUUAUGACUAAUACAAAUUUUACAUCUAUUUUUAGGCGAACAAGACGAUCAAAAUUAUUGAGAAAAUUCCGCGAACUGGCACUGGACUGGAUAAAAUGGUGGAUAAGUUUUUGAUGAAAAAUAUCCGCAAGAAACCGAUAUUGACGGCAUAUGGAUUUUUCCAACUGGAUCGCAGCGCUUUGUUCAAGCUUUUUACAGCAAUUAUUACGUAUAUAAUGAUAUUAGUGCAAUUCACAGAUAUUGAAAACUCGUUAAAAACAAUUGAUU
This is a messenger RNA of Zeugodacus cucurbitae (melon fly), 6984 nucleotides long. RefSeq names its product gustatory and pheromone receptor 39a (gene Gr39a). Gene Ontology annotation, biological process: sensory perception of taste. Gene Ontology annotation, cellular component: membrane. Bases 2550 to 3503 code for a protein of 317 amino acids. The record is from RefSeq and is a predicted model, not a curated record. The transcript has 3 exons. NCBI's taxonomy places the organism in Eukaryota, Metazoa, Arthropoda, Insecta, Diptera, Tephritidae.